CGUACGACGUCACACACCGCUCCGUCUGUCCCACAGUUCUUUGCAGUGGUAAAGUGACCUCUGUUGCUAUCAGUUAGGCCGCUGCUGCAAAAACAAUGCUUCCUCCGGUUCCAGUGUCACCCUUAAUUAAGACAGCAAGGUAUUCAGCUUUGAUCUUCGGCAUCAUCUAUGGCAAGAUGAGAUAUAAUUACUUGAAGCCUAUAGCUGCUGAGGAGCGGAGGAUUGAAGAGGAGCAGAGAAAGAUCCGAGAGGAGCAGGAGCGGAUUGCCAAGCAGCUAGCAGAAGCAAAUGAAGACACCAUUCUGAAAUGAAGCUGUGUGAGAACGUCCAACUGCUUAUCCAACUUCUCUCUCCUUGUUCUGGAGUUAUGGGGUCCCAGCCUAUCGGUCAUUCCCAUGUUGUGCUCGCUUGUACACAAGAACACCUUUGUGGAUUGUGACACUGAAAUAACGAUUCUGUAACUUGGCAUUGUAAUUUAGAAAAUGCACUCAUAAGUUUAUUUGUAAUGAAAGUUAUAAAUACAAAACCACAUGA
Thalassophryne amazonica is the source of this 534-nucleotide messenger RNA. RefSeq names its product ATP synthase subunit e, mitochondrial-like. Bases 96 to 311 code for a protein of 71 amino acids. The transcript is spliced from 4 exons. The record is from RefSeq and is a predicted model, not a curated record. Gene Ontology annotation, molecular function: proton transmembrane transporter activity. NCBI's taxonomy places the organism in Eukaryota, Metazoa, Chordata, Actinopteri, Batrachoidiformes, Batrachoididae. Gene Ontology annotation, biological process: proton motive force-driven ATP synthesis.